Penicillium longicatenatum is the source of this 1950-nucleotide messenger RNA. RefSeq names its product signal recognition particle receptor subunit alpha. Lineage: Eukaryota; Fungi; Ascomycota; Eurotiomycetes; Eurotiales; Aspergillaceae. Gene Ontology annotation, cellular component: signal recognition particle receptor complex; endoplasmic reticulum membrane. Gene Ontology annotation, molecular function: ATP hydrolysis activity; GTPase activity; GTP binding. The record is from RefSeq and is a predicted model, not a curated record. Gene Ontology annotation, biological process: SRP-dependent cotranslational protein targeting to membrane. Bases 1 to 1950 code for a protein of 649 amino acids. The transcript is spliced from 3 exons.
AUGCUUGAGGCUUUUGAAAUUCUAACCACCUCCGGUGUGGUGCUGUGGUCCAAAUCCUACGCUCCUGUGGGGUCGCAUGUCAUUAACAGCUUGAUCAACGACGUUUUUAUUGAGGAGAAAGUUGCGCCUCAAAGCGCCUCGGCCACAGGAGCUUCUCCGAUAUUCAAGAAGGAGAAAUACACACUUAAAUGGAAGCAGGUCAAGGAGUUCAAUUUGAUUUUCGUCGCUGUUUACCAAUCAUUGCUCCACCUUGGAUGGAUUGACAAACUCCUGGAAAACAUUUCAACGAUUUUCACCGACGUAUACAAGGAUCAACUUCUGGGAAACCGCAACAGGAUCACCACCUACCGUUUCGAGCCUUACUUUGAACAACAAGUGCGGGAGCUCGAGGACAACACCGGUGGUGCCUCAGAGGCCUACACCGUCGAAACUGGAGAGAAGAAGGAUUCGCUCGUCUCAUCAGACAAUGGAGGUCCACCACCGCCGCCGAUCCCUGGCCUUAUGAAGGCGCAGCAACAGACUGCGCUAGGCGGGGCUACCUCUGACGAGGGCACGCCACCGGCAACUCCUGAUAUUUCUAGGUCUUCAACUCCUCUCGCCGGUCACAUCCUCACCGGAAAAGCUGGACCGGGCGGCCGAGGCUCCCGUCGUUCGCGCAAAGCUGCGAAUGCGAGCGCCAAUGCUUCGUCGGGCGACGAGGUCUCUCGCAAGGCAAAGCCUGCAAAGGGCUCUGCCAAGAAGAUGCGCAAAUGGGACGACAGCGGAUUCGCCGAUGAGGAUGAUGGUGAGAUUUUGGAUUACUCUGCUCCGGCCGGUGAUGCGGAGGCUUCUGCUCCUGCAGUUGAGGCUGUUGCACCGGAGGACUGGGGUCGCAAAACUGGCAAGGGCCAGUUCGUCUUGAAGGACUUGGGUGAUGAGGUCCACAACAUUCUGGACAAUGCUGAUGCGGAAAAAAGCAAGGGGACUACAUCCUCCAGCUUCCUGGGUUCUGGCUUCAAUGCUGUUGGAGGCCUGUUCCGCAACAUUGUUGGUGGUAAGAUCCUUACAGAGAGUGACCUCCAGAAGCCACUCAAGGCGAUGGAAGAUCAUCUUUUGAAGAAGAACGUGGCUCGUGAAGCUGCUGUGCGUCUUUGCGAGGGUGUGGAGCGUGAAUUGGUUGGCAAGAAAACCGCAAACUUCCAGAGCGUGGAUGCCGCUUUACGCAUCGCCAUGGAAGCUUCCCUGCGAAAGAUCCUAACGCCAACAUCUUCCUUGGAUCUGUUGCGCGAAAUCAAUGCUGUGACCGCCCCGACCACCAAACAGCAAGCCCCUCGGCCCUAUGUCAUGUCUAUUGUUGGUGUCAAUGGUGUUGGCAAAUCUACCAACCUGAGCAAAAUCUGCUUUUUCCUCUUGCAGAACAACUAUCGCGUUCUCAUUGCUGCCUGUGACACCUUCCGUUCAGGUGCAGUAGAGCAGCUCCGCGUCCACGCCCGCAACUUGAACGAACUCAGUUCCCGUGAGAACGUAGGUAAAGUCGAGCUCUACGAGAAGGGCUAUGGCAAGGAUGCCGCCAAUGUCGCCAAGGACGCAGUCGACUAUGCUGCUAGCCAAAAGUUCGACGUGGUCUUGAUUGAUACCGCUGGCCGACGCCACAACGACCAGCGCCUCAUGUCUUCACUGGAGAAAUUCGCUAAAUUUGCAAACCCGGACAAGAUCUUCAUGGUUGGCGAGGCCCUGGUUGGGACGGACAGUGUUAUGCAGGCUCGUAACUUCAACCAGGCCUUUGGAACUGGCAGAAAUCUUGACGGUUUUAUUAUCAGCAAAUGUGACACCGUGGGCGAUAUGGUUGGUACUCUAGUUAGUAUGGUUCAUGCUACUGGUAUCCCCAUUGUUUUCUUGGGUGUUGGACAACAUUAUGGCGAUUUGCGUGGACUGAGUGUCCCUUGGGCUGUGGAUCUGUUGAUGAAAUGA